Messenger RNA from Neurospora hispaniola, 713 nucleotides. RefSeq lists its product as uncharacterized. NCBI's taxonomy places the organism in Eukaryota, Fungi, Ascomycota, Sordariomycetes, Sordariales, Sordariaceae. The record is from RefSeq and is a predicted model, not a curated record. Bases 189 to 647 code for a protein of 152 amino acids. The transcript has a single exon.
AGGGCUGAACGGCAAUCUGAAUGGGGCUUGCACCUGGCUGCUGCAACGCUGACUUUGUGGCUGUUCUCGGAGACCACUUUCAGUAACUCCAGUGGUGCGCCAUCGUAUGAGCGUGCUCGCUCCCUUUGAGUCGUUCACGUUGUCUUUCCUUUGCCGAAGCAACGGUAUUAUCUCUUCGCAUUGUUGUCAUGGUCCUUGUGCCUCGUCGAUCUUUGAAUCUCAAAAGAAAUAGGAAAGACCAAAAACUUUCCAAGGCACCAGUAAUAAAGGAUCGCAUGAUGUUUGCUCUUUCGGCUUUCCUUUGCGAGAUGACCUUCAUCUUAUCGAUCUCCCAAACUCCGGUUGGUCUCUCGAGGAUCGAUUGCGAUCAAACUUGUCCGUUUCGGUGGGACAGUGCGCCGAAAAGUCCAGUCAUACUGACUGCACCGGUGUUCUUUUCUUCUUUUGCUUGUCUCUUUCUUCUUUGGGCCGGCCGUUUGCAAAUGAAGAUGAUCGGACUUGGUAUGCAAGCCACACUUGGAACAUAUGAUCGGAGUGAGAACAAUUACCCAAUCAGCGAGGCGACGAAACAACGCCCUUGCAAAGCUGCAUCCGAGUCAAAGAUUUGUGUCAGGUACCUGAAUCGUCGGAAGGCUUGGAGUUUUUAGUCGUCGGACAACUGGUCUCUGCCUUGUCAUCCAUUGCCAUGUCUAGCACUUGAGGAAAUCCAGGAC